AUGCAUGCGUACGAGCCCGUCACCCCUGGAAGGGAUCCUGCCGCCAUUGAUAGGCGCAUGUUGGUCGGGGUUGGAGAACUCGCUACUCCACGCUGGGCGCGGGGUGCUCGCAACGACGACUUCGAGUUUGUGACGCAGGACCGUGUGGAGGAGGUUAACGAGGACGACAUCAUCGACGUGGAUGCCAUGGAUGACGAGGCGAGGGACUCGGAUAGCCCAUGGACAAUAGAAGCGAUUGACGGGGAGCCAGAGGACUCUGAGAAGAACGAGCCCCUUAUGGAAGUAAAACACUCCGCUCGCGCGGUUCGCAAUCGUCGUUCAAUUGCUGAGGAGAGCGGUGGAGAAGAGAUUCUAUACCCCCGCCAUCCUCCGCAGCCCCAUCCCUCCGACAUGCCUUCUAUCCCUCGAAUCCCUUCAGAUGUCGACAAUGACUCCUCUGCUGUGUCCUCGUCUUCCGCCGAUGCAGGGCCUCCUCCAAGUGCCUUCUCAACACCACCGAACCGUCCUAGAAAACGGACAUCGGAGGAGUUCGAGUUGGACAACGGCGUACUUGUAUCCAAGCUUUCUCCCGGUACGGCCACGCCUGGCACUGCCAAGGAGAAAGACAAGGCACGGAGACAUCGAAGUCUAGGAGUCGGUAUCCCAUCACAGACCACCCCCAAGGAUAAAGGCAAGGAUCGCAGAAGGGACACGCUCUCGGUGAGCGUCCGUCACUCUCGCCAAGGAUCUUCAGGCUCGACGCCUGCGGAGACCCACCACUCCCGGCGAAUGCAUACGUCUGACUUCUCCCACCUUCCCCCGUCGCCGUCGUCGUCAUCAAUCCAGCAGUUCCUGAAGCACGGCGGCAAUUCGAGCAGCUCUGCGUCAUCCCCUCUGAACACCCAGCCUCACGUCGCGGCCAACGUCGCCCACUCCCUCCUCCGUGGCACUCAGGAGGGGUGGUCUGAUUUGGAUGAUCAAACGACAAUGGAGGCGCUCAGGAAACUUGACGGUCUUUCGGGCAAGGCAGCACGUGCCCGCUCUAGCAUUGGUGGACACAGUAGGGUCAGCAGCAGUAGUCGCCCAGGCACGCCGGCCAAAGCUUCCGGGCAGUGGGAAGGCAUCGAAAGCAGCACCAGCAAGAGCGGCAAACGAACCAGCACCCACGCGCCGUCGAACGAGGGCAAGAAGUCGAGGGACAGCACUCACAGAAUGUCCUCUGGGCUCGGGCUCGGGCUCGGGCUAUCUGUGGAUGGGUCUGCGGAAGUCGAGCACGUCGUACCGGAUGCUGGCGAUGCCGUUCUUAGCUCUCCCAUCCCGGAGAAAUCGAUACCUGCGAAGAAAACGGGCUCUGCCAGUGCACGCUCGAGUUUCACGCCGAAGAGGGGCUCUGCAUCCUCGGGCACCUAUGCAAGUACCCCCACUACGAACGGCUCGCGUGACUCGGCCCAGCUUUCCGUCGCUACCAGCGCCACAUCUGUCUCCCGGCAAUCGUCUCAGAAGGCCAGGCGCAACAGUGCGGGCAGCGACAUUUCUCUCGGACAUGCCAGCGACCCGACUUCUGCUCGCGACCGCGCUGCCUCCCUUGUCGGUAAUGUCGAUUCGGCGGAGGAGAGCUAUGUACCACCGGUGCCACCACUGCCGAAGGAGCUGUCGACGUACAAGUCUCCGCUUGCCUCUCCCAGCGUCGCCGUCCCUCCUUCCCACGAUUACGUUGAUGCUCUCCCCGAUCGGAGCAGGCGGGAAACCUUCAACGAUGUGACCUUCCCAUCCACUCUCGAGCCUCCACCCUUCCCGUCUACCCCGUCGAAGCACAGUUCUCUUCAAGUUCCCAAGUCGACCACGCCGACGAACCUCCACAAGACCCCGUCAAAGAAGUGGAGUUUCUCGAGCGCCUUGGGCAAGAAGCUAUCGUCCACGCCUUCGACGUCCUCGAUGAAGGAUGCUGUUCAGGCGAAAUCACCUAUAACCAGCCCUCGCGCGAUGUCAUUCGGACAACAAAUCCGGAAGUCAAUGUCGAGGGAGAAGCGCCUAUCCCCAACCUCCAAGCCAUCUUCCGGCGGGGAGUGGUCGCCGGUUAAUCAAGCCGCCAUGACCUCUGCGACCUCACUGGCCUCAUUGUCGUCUGUGGGUUCCACACACGCCCUGUCUCCGGUGAUCCCAGGGCAGCCCAAUGUGAUCCCUGCGAAGACGCCGGACCGCCUUGUUUCCAGCAGGGCUGAUACUGCGUCCCAUGCCAGCACCAAUGUCCCGGCUGCGCCCAUGAGCCCUUCGGCGUCUGUGCGUCGCAAUCCGUCGACGAAGCGCCUUACACCGUCCUCGAUACCCUUUUUCAGGCGAUCUUCGUCGCAGUCAAUGCAGGUUCCUCCACCCAGUUUGCCGCCGACCUCCAUCUCUCCGACCACAUCCUCGGGCCCCCCAUCAGCCACUCACCUCCGCGCUCCGAGCGCCACCUCCCCGACAAAGGACAAUAGUGUUUCUUCUGUCAACGUCCCAAGCUCUGCCAAGAAGUCAUCGGUCCUCAGCCUGGGACUACCCUCCCUCUUAAAGGGCUCCAGCUCUCGCCGUAGCCUGCACUCCGGCGGGGAAGGCAAGGGUGACGCGAAGAGCAGCCGCGAGAGUAACGCUGGGCUGUCGGACCGAGAGCGCUCCAAGAAGGACGACAAAGACCGUAGUGAAAGCAGGAUCUCGGUGCUAAUGGGUAGAAAGAGGGGCAAGACGCUUUCGUCUGCCCAGCAACCGCCUAAGAAAACAGAGCCCGUGGCUAUGCCUCCCAUGCAGAUCUCGGCUUUGCCUCCGUCCACCGCUGCGCGCGUGGCUAACCUCAAGUCUACUUCACAGUCAUCCUUGACCUCGAGCACGGGCUCUGUUAAAGGUGGCAGUUCCGCGCGCGCCACUGCCCAGACCCUCAGCUCGAUGCAGAAGCAAUCGGAUACGUCACUCCGCCGCCACCAGCUGCCGACCAUUGCGGGUUCCCCCUCUGUCGGCGGCCUCCAGCCCGCAGCCCGCGACGUCAAGGACGGACCGCCCCUUGCUGCACUCAACACCUCCGCCGGCCUCCCGAAGGAGACCCCGACCAAGAUCCCCCGCAUCUCCAGCCGCUCUUCCGCCGCCAACUCACCCACGCUCAAGGCGAACGGGGCGAGCCGCAGGGCGAGCGUCAUCGCGGGUAGCGGCCUUGCGUCGUCGAGGGGAGCAUCGCCGGCGGGUGGGAGCGAGUCGAUGAACGAGUUCGGGGUCUUGGAGAACGGAGUGGCUUCUACAUCCAAGACGGCACGUACCUCAGUUCGCAACUCUCCCCAGACGCCGUCUUCACGAGUCCCCCGCCAGGUCUCUGGGACGAACGGCAGCACGAUUCCCCGCAAGAACCGCGAGUCACUGUCAUUCGGCGGGCUGCGCAAGUCGUCGACGAGCUCGGUCACGUCAAACAACUCAGGUGCGCAGCACGAGCAGCCGCAAGCCUCGCAUUCGCACCACCGCUUCUCUGCGCUCUCGCCGUCCAAGGGGUUGAAGCUCUUGAGCCCCAAAGUAUCACUUCCCACCGCCCGCGCGUCCAACAACUCUUCAUCCACCCAUAGCAUCCAGCAGGCCCUCGGUUCCCCGUCCACUAGCAGGCAGAGUCUCUCUACGCCGUCUCCGGCGCCGAGCUCUGUCGACGAGGAGGAGCUUCUGGGUGAUGAGGAGAUGAUGCAGUACAUCAAGCGGCAGCAGGCGAAGAAGUUGCAGAGCGGUUCGACCCAAGAGGAUCUCGACGCGAUGCUCCGCUUCCCCGAACCCAUCCCCCCCGCCGCCGCUUUGUCUCCCCAAGCUCUCCUCGAAAGCGACCAGGUCCGCUGGCUAUCACAGUACGAGUGCCGUGAGGUCCUCGACUACGAGUCCAUCUACUUCACCGGCGCGCGUAGCGACAAAAAGAUGGCCACUCCGGACAUCGCGACCAACAACUACGGGUACGAUGACGAACGCGGCGACUACCUGGUCAUCAACCACGACCACCUGGCGUUCCGCUAUGAAGUCAUCGACACGCUGGGCAAGGGCUCCUUCGGGCAAGUACUUCAUUGCCGUGACCACUGCACUGGGGAGUCCGUGGCGAUCAAGAUCAUCCGGAAUAAGAAGCGCUUCCACCAUCAAGCUUUGGUUGAGAUCAAGAUUCUGGACAACCUGAGGAAAUGGGACGCGGAAGAGAAGCACCAUGUGAUCAAGAUGACCGAGCACUUCUACUUCCGUGGUCACCUAUGUAUCGCGAUGGAACUCCUGAGCAUCAACCUCUACGAGCUCAUCAAGGCAAACAACUUCCACGGUUUCACCACCGGCCUUAUUCGUCGUUUCACGAGCCAGAUGCUUCAGUCACUUGCGCUCAUGCGUCACCACCGCAUUGUACAUUGCGAUCUCAAGCCCGAGAACGUUCUCCUUCGUCAUCCCGCCAAGAGCGCGAUCAAGGUUAUCGAUUUCGGUAGCAGCUGUUUGGAGCACGAGAAAAUAUAUACAUACAUCCAGAGUCGCUUCUACCGCUCCCCAGAGGUCAUCCUCGGCAUGAACUACCACAUGGCGAUCGACAUGUGGAGUUUAGGUUGCAUCAUGGCCGAGCUUUACACGGGAUUCCCGAUCUUCCCUGGCGAGAACGAGCAAGAGCAGCUCGCCUGCAUCAUGGAAGUGCUCGGCGUGCCGGACAAGGACUUCGUGAACCGCAGUUCGCGAAAGAGGCUCUUCUUCGAUACUACGGGCGCACCUCGGCCUGUCGUGAACUCAAAGGGCAAGAGGCGGCGUCCUGGCACCAAGACCUUGGCGCAGGCGCUCAAGAACCCUUCGGAUGAUCUCUUCAUCGACUUCAUCUCAAAGUGCUUGGUGUGGGAUCCUGAGCGGCGGUUGAAGCCGCAGGCUGCCCUCCGCCAUCCGUACAUCACUGCCGGGCGGCGAACCAAGCCUGUCAACUCGACUCCGUCGACGGCGAAGACGCUGCUUCAGACGGCGUCGUCGAACCUCGGUAGCCGCAACACGAAGGUGACCGAGACGCCAAAGAAGUCGCUCAUCAGUGCGCCGACGCCGCUCACCGCUCGUUCGUCGCGUACGCUGGCCGUGCCGAGCACUCCGAGCGGGUCGACCAGUAUGCACAGCACCCUUGGCUCCGCUUCUCGGUCGUAUCGUGCCUCACAAGCGCAGUCCAUAUCUUCAUACCACUCUAGCCGCACCAUGGUGAGUUUCCCGUCGAGUGUCAAUUCACUGUCGAUUUUGACCGUCUGCUCUUCCAGACCACCCGAUGACCUCCAUGACAGGGAACUAUGUAUUUCUGCUACUCUAAUCGCAUCCUCGCAGACUAUCGACGAUAUCUACUCUAUGCUGACGAAUUUCGAGCUGGUCUGUCCUAGUUGGUCCUUUGCUAUCCCAUACCCCCCAUUCGAUUCGUUGUAG
Molecule: messenger RNA, 5385 nt
Organism: Epithele typhae
Lineage: Eukaryota; Fungi; Basidiomycota; Agaricomycetes; Polyporales; Epitheliaceae
Exons: 8
Coding region: 1-5385 (1794 amino acids)
Biological process (GO): peptidyl-serine phosphorylation; peptidyl-threonine phosphorylation
Molecular function (GO): protein serine/threonine kinase activity; ATP binding
Source: RefSeq, a predicted model, not a curated record